AUGGGCUUCGAUCUGAACCGUCACUGGCAGGACCCUUCCCCUUGGGCCCAUCCCACUUUACAUGCCGUCAAACAACUCAUUGUCCAAAUGAACCAGGACCCAAAAGUGAGUUUGGAGUUCUACAUCGACGUGCACGCCCACUCCACCAUGAUGAAUGGCUUCAUGUAUGGUAACGUCUUUGAGGAAGAGGAGAGAGGGCAGAGACAGGCCGUUUUUCCUCAACUCCUAUGCCAAAACGCACCUGACUUCUCUCUUUCCAGUACAUCGUUUAACCGUGAUAUGGUCAAGGCUGGUACUGGCCGACGGUUCCUGGGUGGUCUGUUGGACGACACGUCAUACUGCUACACGCUGGAGGUCUCCUUCUACAGCUACAUGACAGCAGGAAGCACCUCACCUGUGCCGUAUACUGAGGAUGGCUACAUGAAGCUUGGUAGAAACGUGGCCCGAACUUUCCUGGAUUACUACAAACUGAACAACCUGAUAGAUGAAAGCAAGCUCACGGGACACAUUAACAGCCCUUUCGAUGGAACAUCCACCAGUCAUCAAGGAAACAAUGCUGGAAAUGGGAAGGUUAAAGGUGACAGAAAACCCCAUGGAGUCAGGGAUUACUGAACACACAGAGAACAGGGAAUACUGUACGGUUCCUCAGUGAGCAUCACAACCUCGACUAGGACGUUGUGAACCACAGUCCACUUGCAAAUUGCAUUUUCAUAUCAGCCCACAGCAAUCCACCAGAUAUUUGUUGUCUAAGUUUUUAUGUGAUGAUAGGACUCAACAACUGUGAAUAAGUCUUCGGUAUUAAUUCUCACUUGUGAGAUAUUGCACGGAGAAAACAUCAACUGUAAAUUAUCCCACCGGCUACAUUUAUUGUUUUUACAGUGCUUUGUUGAAUACCAACUACUUUCUUUGCCUUGCAUUUGGAGUUGCCUAUUAUCAGUUCAGAAAUUGUAUUUCA
Sinocyclocheilus rhinocerous is the source of this 955-nucleotide messenger RNA. RefSeq names its product cytosolic carboxypeptidase 6-like. NCBI's taxonomy places the organism in Eukaryota, Metazoa, Chordata, Actinopteri, Cypriniformes, Cyprinidae. The record is from RefSeq and is a predicted model, not a curated record. The transcript is spliced from 5 exons. The coding region runs from base 1 to 612 and encodes 203 amino acids.